Messenger RNA from Aricia agestis (brown argus), 893 nucleotides. RefSeq lists its product as uncharacterized. The record is from RefSeq and is a predicted model, not a curated record. The transcript has a single exon. NCBI's taxonomy places the organism in Eukaryota, Metazoa, Arthropoda, Insecta, Lepidoptera, Lycaenidae. Bases 43 to 783 code for a protein of 246 amino acids.
CCAACUCGUGCACACUUCAGUAUCAUUCGAAUUGUCAUCACAAUGAGUUCUAUAAUCGACGCCGAAAGUAUUCUGAUGGAGAACGAGCAUUGGUCGCGACUGGACGAGGAAUGGGGCAUUCCUGUAGACCUGGAGGCAGACACAGAAGACGACUUCAAGCUACGACCAGUCUUCAGCUCUUUAGACCUGAUCGGAUCCACUUUCGAUUCUUCCGUCCUCUUGAAGAAGAUCAGAAAAAAGGUCGGCCGAAAAGUGUCGAAACGAUCUUCUUCUGUGCUGGACUACACCGAGUUUCUUGAUGACUUAAAGAAGAAUUGCAAUAUGGAGUCGUCGAAUAACUUUUACGUGGUGAACAGUGAGAUCAUUACUGCGGCUUCCGUUGAGAAGAUCUGUAAAGAGAUUGAUGACGUGUUCAAAUCGAUCGAGAAGUUAUCUUCAGCUACGAGCACUCUUAGAAAGGGACAGAAGUUUCCAGAAGUAGUUCAGUGCAGUAUUUCCAUAGACGACCUAUCUUUCGACGAUACUAAGAAGAGUUCUGUCUAUAACAGCGAGAUAGACAGACAUAUCGAGGAGGCGUUAGAUCAGUUUGGGUCCACCAUAUCUAGUAUUGAGAAGAUUGACCAGUCUACCCUGGCUUCCGUGACUGCCCUGGUCCAGAAGUUUAGUUCCGUGCUGAGGAGUCCAGUGGUGACCUACAAUUGGAGUCCAAAGAAGAAACGACAGUGUUGUGACAAGUUCAAAGAGUUGAUAGACUUUUGGAAUAAGCGUGCAGUUGAUGCUUAAUUAUUGUAAGUAGGUUUAGAGUCAUUCUGAUUAAUAUAAAUUAAUUUUAUUAUAAUUUUAAACUUCGGUUCGGUUUAUAUUACAUAUUCUGACAAAUAAAUUAUUUUAUG